AUGGUCGGCUCGGUGAUCCAGCUGAAAUGCAAGUGCAACAACUACCCCUGGGGCAAGAAAGGCCACGAGUCACUAGCCGCCCGGCUGUGCUCGAAGUCAAAUCCCGACUUCCACAUCGAUGACUCGAUGGAAUAUGCUGAGAUGUGGAUGGGCACGUACCCCGAGCUGCCAUCCUACUCGCUCGAAACGGGUGAGGAUUUGCGGGAGAUAUUGAAACACUACAAGGAGAAACUGGUCGGCAAGGGAGCGCUCCCACUACAGAUCCACCCUGACAAGAAUCUGUCGGAGAAACUGCACCAGGAACACCCAGACCAGUUCACGGAUCCCAACCACAAGCCCGAGAUUGCAGUUGCUCUAUCCAGAUUCGAGGCCUUUGUGGGGUUCAAACCCCUUGGAGACAUCCAGGAGCUGAUAAAGUUGGAAAUUCUCCUCCCGUUCCUGCCGACCACUUCCGAGGGCCUGACGCGGAGUGAUGACGAGACCCUGAGACAGAUUUGUACGAAUAUGCUUAAGGCUGAGGAGGGCCUUGUCGCGAAGACGAUGAAGGGCCUGUUGGCAACGCCGCCGCAGCAAUUCGGGCAACAGGCGUAUGUGCUCGAAUUGGCCAAGAGAUUGCAGGAACAGUACGGCAAACAGGACAAUGGAAACCUUGUGGCAUUGGUGUGUAUGAAUUUCUUGGUGUUGGAGGCAGGAUCGGCAAUAUACAUUCCUGCAGAUGGCAUUCAUGCUUACCUCUCUGGCGACAUCGUCGAGUGCAUGGCGAGGUCGAACAAUGUCAUCAACGCGGGAUUCUGUCCGAGAGCGGACCGCGACUCGGUCGAUCUGUUCGCCAGCGACAAGGGUCAGAAUGGCAAGACGGACGAGUUCAAGCCGCCGAUGAGCGAGUUCAAUUUGCUUGUGACUAAGCUCUCGGCAGGAGGGAAGGAAGAAGUUGGACGUAUCGCGGGACCCAGUAUCAUGGUUGUCACGAACGGACAUGGGAAAAUGAGUGUCGAUGGGCGGGAAUACGAGUUGCACGAAGGGAGCAUUUUUUUCGUUGGCAAUGGCGUCGAAGUCGAGAUGACAGCACGAGAGGAGUUGGUCGUGUAUCGGGCGUAUGAGGAUUGA
Molecule: messenger RNA, 1107 nt
Organism: Cladophialophora bantiana CBS 173.52
Lineage: Eukaryota; Fungi; Ascomycota; Eurotiomycetes; Chaetothyriales; Herpotrichiellaceae
Product: mannose-6-phosphate isomerase, class I
Exons: 3
Coding region: 1-1107 (368 amino acids)
Biological process (GO): carbohydrate metabolic process; GDP-mannose biosynthetic process
Cellular component (GO): cytosol
Molecular function (GO): mannose-6-phosphate isomerase activity; zinc ion binding
Source: RefSeq, a predicted model, not a curated record